Molecule: messenger RNA, 1727 nt
Organism: Leptonychotes weddellii (Weddell seal)
Lineage: Eukaryota; Metazoa; Chordata; Mammalia; Carnivora; Phocidae
Source: RefSeq, a predicted model, not a curated record
UUGUACUUACAUAAUCAGUCACAUGAUGUCGCUGUACACUCAAAAGGUGAAAAGUAAAAAUUUUGCCUCCGCGCCCAGAGUUCAUCCAUUGGCUGAAUAAGAUCGACUCCAUGUUGACCGGAAGGCUGGGUAAAUUUUACUGUAUAUAUACCUACAGAAAGGGAGACUGAUUAUAAAGAUUUUCAGGUGAGCGAUCCCUUAAAUCCACCUCAGAGAUCUUGUUAACUACAAUGGUGUUUUCCUGGAGAGGAGGCCCAGGAGCCUCGCGACUGCUGCUGUCGCUUCUGCUCCUUGCAGCUGGGGAAUCCGGGAGCUGCCAGGUCCACUACUCGGUCCCGGAGGAGGCCAAACACGGCACCUUCGUGGGCCGCAUCGCCCAGGACUUGGGGCUGGAGCUGGCGGAGCUGGUGCCACGCCUGUUCCGGGUGGCGUCCAAAGGCCACCGGGACCUUCUGGAGGUAAAUCUGCAGAAUGGCAUUUUGUUUGUGAAUUCUCGGAUCGACCGGGAAGAGCUGUGCGGGCGGAGCGCGGAGUGCAGCAUCCACCUGGAGGUGAUCGUGGACAGGCCGCUGCAGGUUUUCCACGUGGAGGUGGAGGUGAAGGACAUUAACGAUAACCCACCAGUGUUCAGAGAAGAACAACAAAAGGUACUGAUUUCUGAAUCUGCGCCGCUGGAUUCUCAUUUUCCUCUAGAGGGCGCUUCCGAUGCGGAUAUAGGCGUCAACUCUCUUCUGACCUAUAGGUUAGGUCUAAAUGAGUAUUUUACUCUUAAAAUAAUAACGAAAAACGAUAAAAGUAAAUUGCCUGAACUAGUUUUACGGAAGUCAUUGGAUAGAGAGGAAACUCCAGAACUUAAUAUAUUGCUGACCUCCCAGGAUGGCGGUAAACCCGAGCUAACAGGAUCUGUUCAGAUUAAAAUAAGCAUUCUGGAUGUGAAUGACAACGCUCCGGAGUUUGAUAAGCCUGGCUAUAAAGUAGUGCUGUUUGAAAAUGUCCCAAACGGUACAAGAGUGAUACAGCUAAACGCUUCUGAUCUAGACGAAGGGGUGAAUAGAGAAAUUUCCUAUGGAAUCAGACUGAUUUUGCCGGUGAGUGAGAAAUGCAUGUUUUCAAUAAAUCCAGAAACAGGUGAAAUCAGAAUUUACGGGAAAUUGGAUUUUGAAGAGAAUAUUGAGUAUGAAAUUCAGGUUAACGCCAUUGAUAAAGGGAUUCCUUCCAUGGCAGGUCACUGUACAGUCCUAGUCGAAGUUCUGGAUCUGAAUGACAAUACCCCUGAGGUAAUGAUCACUUCGCUGUCGCUACCCGUGAGAGAGGAUGCUCAGGUGGGCACUGUCAUCGCCCUGAUCAGCGUGUCCGACCGUGAUUCCGGCGCCAACGGGCAGGUGACCUGCUCACUAACACCCCAUGUCCCCUUCAACUCGCCUCCCCCUCAGGGAAAUCCCCUGGUUGUAGGGUGCAAGGCGAAAUCUGGAGAUAUUUUUUGUAGCUCGGAGAUGUUUUUCAUAGAACUGAUCAAUAUCCCUAUUUCCCUUCAGGGGACCGGCCUAAAAACGAAACUGGAGAACCUAUGGGUGGCUAGCGGCGCUGCGCUCCUCCGCACCGGCCAGCCCCGCUUUCCCAGACGGCUGCCAAAGCUCCAGUCCGGCGAGCAGACCUUCCAGCCCGCCAGUCCCGGGCAAUUGCAGUAUAUUCAGGAGGCCGAACGUCGGCGAUCUGUGCCCUUCUAG